Molecule: messenger RNA, 4929 nt
Organism: Anas platyrhynchos (mallard)
Lineage: Eukaryota; Metazoa; Chordata; Aves; Anseriformes; Anatidae
Source: RefSeq, a predicted model, not a curated record
GGGAUCGGGCACAUCCACCCCGGCUCUGGCGUGGUGCCGGUGCAGCUGAAAAUCAGCGGUGGCCCCAAAAAUCAGCGGUGACCCCGGCCACGCGUUUGUGCUGUGGAAAGUUAGGGCCUGGUGAACGCUGUCACCUCCCAGCCGAGCCAGGACCAGACAAUUGAGGUGCCUGGGAAGCAGGUUUGCACGGCGGGUGAUAAGGGCGGCCGUGCCGCUGCCCCGGGGCUUGCUGCCUGCAGGAUGCGAGAUAAGAUAAGAGAAAAAUGCAUCGAAAGCCGGGAGGGCUGCCUGAAACGCUGCGUGGGCUGGAAAUGUGUCUGACUGGGAAAUUUCCAGGCAUGGCUGCUGUGCUUUGUAACGCGGGCUGCUGCGCUCCAAAGGGCACCGCUUGGUGUGAGCGUGGGCAGGACGGCGUGCCAGCGGUGCUGUUUGGAAAACAUCUCUCCCCGUUUCCUCCGUCCCUCCCUGCGGGUUUCUGUCGCUUCGUACAACUUCUCGUUCGCUUUGCUGAGCUGCCCAGCUCCCGGCUGCCUGCACGCAGCUUCUGCAGGUUAUCACCAGCGCCUGUAGUCCCUGAGGCUUCGCAGUAGCUGGGCACAGGUUUGUGCAGGCUCCUCUGGCUCCGCCGUGCUGCCAGGCACUUCGUAAAAAUUCCCUAUUUCUGCUCGAUUCCUCCCUGCUCGUUCGCUGCAGUCUCAGUUCUGCCUCCUCCCACUCCUCCCUGCUUUCCUUAGCCCCUGGGGUCUGCCCUUUCACAAGCCUGUUCCACCACUCCCCGAGCUGCUGUUUCAGCCCUCGCAGCUGAUUUGGAAAACUUUGUUGUCUGCCACCUCCGCGGGGAACUUUCCCACCUCUGGGGCACUUGCAGGGACACGAGCAGCCCACGCAGGCAACCGGCACCGUUCAGUCUCUGCUGGGACUGCAAACCUUGUGAAUUUGGGUCCAGACACUUUAGGGCAGAAGCCAAAGGCUCAGCUCGGCAGCUGAAGUCACACAGCUACAGACAGAAGGACGGCCACGGAGGACAGAGGGAAAAGGCACGACGUGCGGUGCUGAAUUUGGGGAUUUUUGCCUGCCUGGAGCAAACGGAGCAGUAGGAUCAGCGCUGCACCAGGGAUUUGUGCCCUGCCCUGGCUCAGCCAAGCCACAGCACAGCCUGGCACAGUCAUGGUGCCCUCGGCAGGACCAGGAGGAUAUUGCAGUCAGCACCCUCCUGCUCUCAGGAGAUGAGAAAUCCUCUCAGCACAUCUAAGGAUCUGCCACCACUGAGCUGCCACCAUUCUCCUUCCAAAGGCAUCCGUUUUGGUGUUGCUGCAGUGCCCACGGUGUUUGCAGCCACCCAGGUUUCUCAUACGACCCCGGCACUGUCACUGAGCUCGCUGUAACUGCAGGCACCCCUGCUGCAAUCUGUGGGCUCUUUCCUCCUUGACAGCAGGUUAUAAAUUUCCCAGGUAAUGAAGAUAGCCAAAUGCUAUCAAUAAACUCCUAAUCUGAUAAAGAGACCUGAGAUUCUUCACAGAAAGAUCCUGAGGAUGAACAGAUACAUCUCGACCUUUGAUAAGAACUUGGAAGAUGGCAAAACACAUGGAGGGUUGGAAAGAGCAUGCGCAGAGAAGAAAGGUGAAUAGUUCAACCGAGAGGAAGACUUUUUACUUCAUCAUGAAGACCACCAGGAAGACCACCAGAUGGUGCUGCGCAUGUGCAAGUAGGGAGGAGUCAAGGGAGGAGUCAUUGAGGCUGAUGCUGCAACUUGAAAUGAAUAUGUAUGAAUUUAUGUAUCUCCAAGAAUAUAAAUUUGCAGUCAGGAUGUGAUGGGAUUUGAAGCCAGAUUUGGGCACCUGCCCUUGGUUUCCAGUGCUGAAUAAAGCACCUUCAUAUAGUCACGUUGUGGUUAUGUGUCUGCUACGCUAACGCUGUGACUGAUGGCUGUCGGCAGGGCAGGACAUUCACGGCCCAAACUGGGACGAGGUGAGCGCAUCGAGCCCCGGCUUGACCCUGCUCCGGUCUUCCCAGUCCUCCCCUUUCCACGUUGCUCAGUGAGAAAGACGGAAAAUGGCCACGAAGAAGCCCUGGGGGCUCUGCAAGGGACCGGACAAGCAACAGGAAUCCUGAGCCAAAUUUUGUGGUGCUCAUCCUGGCUGAGGCAGCCUGCUCUUCCAUGGGCCCCAGGAGCUAUUUAUUUAUCCUCCUCUUCGGGGACACCUGGGUCACCAGGAGGAGGACCUGGCUCUGGUGGGGAGACGUGCACCAACCAAGGAGCUGCCGUUUCCCCUCCCAAGGGUGAUGUGCUGCCCACAACUUGUCCACGCUGCUGUAGUCUUUUUCCCAAACCCCCGAGAGCUAAUUGAUCCACCCAGUUAGUUAAUUGAUUUAUAGCUAUUAGAGACUAUAAUUAACCGACCAGCUGUGCGUUAUCUGCCCGGUGGGAGCAGCGCUGAGAGGCAGCCAGCUCUGACGGGCCACGAGCUGCCCCAUCCCUGCUAGCAGCCCUGCUCGUUUGGCAUCCCUGAAGGAUUUUGCUCUGCUUCGGGCUUGGGGCUUUUCCAUUUAUCUCCUCCUUCCCUAACGUUUGGCUCAGCCGUCUCUCUCUGACUCUCCCUACUCCCCCGUAUCUCCUCCUACAAGGUCACAAACUCGGAUUUACGCUCGGAGUUCACAUGGCUGGGCAGACCAGUUUGGACCAGCUCGUUAUCAACGCGUUCCCAGCCCCCAGCCAGAGCCACGGCUACGGGCAGAGUGGAGACGAAGCAGAUGGUCGUUAAGCAUCGGGAAAGCCAUGCGUCGGCCCGCGCCUGGCCCAGGUGCCUGCGCCUAGCACGGACACAUCUGCCUGGUGCUAACAACCUCGGGGACGCCACUCCCGGUGGAAAUGCAGCCGGAGGGGGCUGAGGAGAGGCUGUAGGCGCCCCGGCGGAGCUGCUUUGUGCCUGGUAAAACCUCGGAUUGCUGCCUGGUGCUGCGUGGGGGGCUGGCCAUGCUGUCAGCAGGCCCCAAAAGCAGUGGCGGUGCCGGGAGGUGAGCGGUCCCCCGGUGCCACGGCGUCCCCGAGCGGCUCUCGGUGAACCUCUCGCUGCUCCCGGUGUCCUCAGAGCUGAGCGCCGCUGACCCUCCAGAGGGUCUUCUCCUUGCAGGGGCAGAGGCCAGGCCGACGUCCCAGCACGAUGUUCUCCAACAGGUUCCACAGGAGGGGGUUCCAGGAUGCUCCCUGGGAGGAGGGGCCGUGGCAGCCCAGACCCUACGGUGCCGGCCCCCAGGACAACUGGUACAAGCCGUCCUGGGAGCACCAGCCCUGGAGAGGCAAGCACAACAGGCACCCGCCUGGUCCCUGGAAGCCCUGGCCUUUCCCCGGCCCCUCCGACUUCUAUAGGAUGGAUGGGGACAGGAGAUGGAAACCCCAGGACUGUCCCCGUCCGCCACCCCCCUGGGACUACAGAGAGGAGCACCAAAGACAGGAGGAAAACUUCACUGAGGACUCGUACCCGGUGCAGCCGCUGUUUGCCCCGGAUUCCUUCACCUGGUCGGAGUUCCCCGGCAACGAGCACCCCUCUGCCGACUUCUCGUGGGAGCAAGGGGCCUUCCAGGAAAGCUGCCCGCCCUGGCGUCCUCGUGGCCCAAGCCACAGACGCUGCCGUUACAUUCGCCAUGUCCAGCAGGAGACGUUGGUGUACCACAGCCCGGCCCCUCCCCAGCUCCCCAAAGGGAAGCAGGCGUCCUCCAAAUCCUCCCAGUCCUGCCCCCAGGAGAGCCAGCCAGGAGGCAAGGGAGAUGCGCAGAGCCUUGCUGCUCCCCAGCCAGCUAGUGCCAGCAAGGACAGCGUGCAGAGCGGGGAGAAGGUGGCUGAGGGCCUGCCGGCAGCCAGCGGAAAGGUGCCGGAGCCCUCCGGGCCAGCAGCCUCCCCGCAGAAGAGCCCAGCCGCUGAUCCUCAGGCUGUGGAGCAGGAGCCAGCAGCUGGAGCAAGGCUGGUUGAGCCAGAAGACAGGCAGAAAGCUGCAGGCAGCCAGAGCCCGGGCCCCUCUGCUUUGAAAACGGAGCCAGCCCUGCCAGAGAACACCUGUACCAGGACAGAGGAGGACUUAGGAGCAGGUAGAGCCGUGCAGCCAAAGCAUCCCCUGAGGCCGCAGCAGGGUGCUGGGUCCCCACCCCACAGCACCUCAGCCCCCCAGGAGCCUGUGGAAACGGCCGGUGCUGCAGCGAGCCUGGGUGUGGAGGUCUCACCAGGAGCUGCCGAGGAGCCCGAUGCACAGCAAAGCCAAGCCAGCUCCAACGUCUGCAGCGAGCCAGCAGCAUCACCCAGGACAGGACACCCUCCUGGGGAUGGGACAGAGCUGGCUGCAGGCUGCCAGCCCUUGCUCUGCUCCAUGCUCCCCGCACCCUCCCCAGCCAGCACAGACCUGCGCUCCGCCGCUGUCCUUGCCAGGAAAGAGGAGAUCGAGCUGUCGUACCAGCAGUUCAGCCUGACCAUCGCCGUGGUGGCCACGAUGCUGCUGGAGAAGGAGCCCUCCAUGGAGGCGGCGCUGGGGCUGGCGCUGAGGGCCAACCUGCGCCAAGUGCGCACCCACCACCUCCAGGAGCUGGAGGAUUUCAUCAACAGCUACGACUCUGGCACCCCCAGCCCCUAAACGGGGGGGAGAAUGUGUGGAGUCCCCCGUGUCGGGGUCGGUGAGGUCCCUCCGUCCCUCCUGGAGGUGGAAAGGGGGUGUGGAGGUCGGGGGCCAGCCAGAAAUUGGGGUUUGCAGGCAGGGAACGGGGUCGUGGGCAGGUUGUCCCCACCCCGAGCUGAAUUUUCAAGAAAAGAGGGUUUUACUGAAGGGUGGCGGGAGGGAGAGCAGCUGGGGCAGGGGGGACGGGAGGGCUCCCCCCUUCUCCCUUCUCAGAGCUCCUUGCUCUCUUCUUGUGUUUUUUUGCUGCUCCGUUAAACCCCGGGCUUUG